This is a messenger RNA of Naegleria gruberi, 1113 nucleotides long. RefSeq lists its product as uncharacterized. NCBI's taxonomy places the organism in Eukaryota, Heterolobosea, Eutetramitea, Acrasida, Naegleriidae. The coding region runs from base 1 to 1113 and encodes 370 amino acids. The record is from RefSeq and is a predicted model, not a curated record. The transcript has a single exon.
AUGUCACAUCAUAAUGAUGAAGAACCUCAACCAGUGAUCAUUGAUAUCGGUUCUGGAGUAUCAAAAGCUGGUUUUGGAGGUGACGAUGCUCCGAGAUGUGUUUUGCCAUCAAUUAUUGGAAAACCAAAACAAAAUUCCAAACUUUCUUCUCUCUUAGGUCAACGGAGUGUAUUUGUUGGUGAUGAAGCUCAAUCAAAGAGAGGACUGUUGGAUUUAUCAAAUCCUAUUGAACGUGGUUUAGUUUCGAAUUGGGAAGAUAUGGAAAAAUUGUGGCAUUUCAUAUUUUACAAUGAAUUGAGUAUUGCUCCGGAGCAUCAUCCCAUCAUGUUGACUGAAUCACCAUUGAAUCCGAAAGCAAAUCGAGAAAAGAUGACACGAAUCAUGUUCGAAACCUUUGGAGUUCCAGCCAUGUAUGUUGCUAAUCAUUCAGUGCUGGCUCUGUAUGCAUCUGGGAGGACAACUGGUCUUGUGGUGGAUUCAGGAGAUGGCAUGACACUUACAGUUCCUGUUUAUGAAGGGUAUCCUAAUACAGCACUUUCGUAUAUGGAUUUGGCUGGUAGCGAUUUGACUCAAUAUUUAAUGACCUUGUUGAAAGAUUUGGAAUAUUCACCCUUUACUAAAAAGGAAAUUGUUAGAGAUAUUAAGGAGAAACUCUGCCAUGUGGCAUAUGAUUAUGAAAAUGAAAAAGUGGUGGAACAGAAUUAUGAACUACCCGAUGGGAAUGUAAUUAAUAUUGGAAAGGAAUUAUUCACUUGUCCAGAAGCACUUUUUCAAACAAAUUUAAUUGGAAAGGAUUCUCUAGGAAUUCAUGAGAAGGCCGUUCACUCUGUCGUUAAAUGUGAUGUCGAAAUGAGAAGGAAUUUGUAUGGGAGUAUUGUUCUUUCUGGUGGAAAUACCAUGUUGAAAGGAUUGGAAAGGAGAUUGAAAAAGGAAAUUGUAGAGCUAGCUCCCUCAACAUUUCAUGUCAAUAUCAUUACUCCACCUGAGAGAAAAUAUUCAGUUUGGAUUGGAGGAUCAAUACUUUCAACACUUGGAAUGUUUCAACAACAUUGGAUAACAAAGGAGGAAUAUGAAGAAACUGGACCUCGAAUUGUUCAGGGAAGAUAUUUCUAG